GCUAUAAGGGAAGCAGACAGAAAGAACACAUCUCUAAGACAACAAGCUAGACGAGCAGAACAUUGAAGAUAAUUACGAUGACGAUGAUGAUGAUGAAGAACCCCAUGAUUCUGAUGACCUGUACUUUGCUUUUUUCGUCUCUCGCUGUCCUGGCAUCUCAAGGCAGUUUUGCUCCAGAUGAGUGCUGCUUUCGAUUCUUCACCAACAGGCUGCCUAUGAACAGGGUGGCGAGCUACAUGUUCACAGACGAUCAGUGUAAAAUACAAGGAGUCUUAUUUACGACGAACAGGGGAGUUCGUAUCUGUGCCGACCCGUCUCUGCAGUGGGUCCAGAACCUCAUCAAGGCCAAAGACCAAAGACAAAACUUACUAACCAAAAGUAUAGUUUUAACACCACACUUAAAAAGAUGUAGUGGUGAUUCAUCUUCAUAAAGCUUUCUAUGUUAGCUAAAGUAUAAAUGCUAAAAAAGCUGCUCAAAUUAAUUCUUUUUUAUACAAUCUGUGCUUAUGUCUGUUUAAAUGUGGUUUCAAGUGAUGUAUUGAAAGAUUGUUUCCUGCUUUAAUAUAAAACAUUAUCAUAUAUUA
Molecule: messenger RNA, 584 nt
Organism: Anoplopoma fimbria (sablefish)
Lineage: Eukaryota; Metazoa; Chordata; Actinopteri; Perciformes; Anoplopomatidae
Product: C-C motif chemokine 3-like
Exons: 3
Coding region: 78-431 (117 amino acids)
Biological process (GO): inflammatory response; immune response; cellular response to type II interferon
Cellular component (GO): extracellular region
Molecular function (GO): CCR chemokine receptor binding; chemokine activity
Source: RefSeq, a predicted model, not a curated record